Molecule: messenger RNA, 1971 nt
Organism: Vicia faba (fava bean)
Lineage: Eukaryota; Viridiplantae; Streptophyta; Magnoliopsida; Fabales; Fabaceae
Source: the annotation of a GenBank genome assembly
AUGCGGAGAUUCUCACGUUUCUUCCACAAACACAAUCUUUUCAACCUUCCAUUGAGAAAAUCAUUUCAAAUUACCCAAGAAAAUACCAUAUUACACCACCUCUUCUUCUCCACUAAUACCUUUCGGGUUACUUCCUCUCAACCCUCUUCACACUCAUCACCAACACCAAACCCUAAACCCCGAAUAUUUAUAAGAAAUUACCAAUUCGGUCUCGUUCACCUUGAAUCUAUUACAAACAAUCUCAGUGAUCAAAACAACGACGAGUUUGCUUCCGAUGUAGAAAAGAUUUACAGGAUAUUGCGUAAAUACCAUUCUAGGGUUCCCAAAUUGGAGCUUGCUUUGAAAGAAUCUGGAGUUGUUGUUAGGUCUGGAUUAACAGAACGUGUAUUGAAUCGUUGCGGUGAUGCUGGGAAUUUAGCUUAUAGGUUUUUUUCUUGGGCUUCUAAGCAACCAAGUUAUAGGCCUAGUCAAGAUGUGUAUAAGGCUAUGAUUAAGGUUUUGAGUAAAAUGAGACAGUUUGGUGCUGUUUGGGGGUUGAUUGAGGAAAUGAGAGUGGAGAAUCCUGAGUUGAUUUCCCCGCAAGUGUUUGUUAUUUUGAUGAGGAGAUUUGCUUCUGCUAGGAUGGUUCAUAAGGCUAUUGAGGUGUUGGAUGAAAUGGUUAAGUAUGGUUGUGAGCCUGAUGAAUAUGUUUUUGGGUGUCUUUUGGAUGCAUUGUGCAAGAAUGGUAGUGUUAAGGAGGCUGCUUCGCUUUUUGAGGAUAUGAGGUAUCGUUUUCCGCUGAAUGUUAAGCAUUUUACUUCGUUGUUGUAUGGUUGGUGUAAGGAAGGGAAGCUUGUGGAGGCAAAGCAUGUGUUGGUGCAAAUGAAGGAUGCGGGGAUUGAGCCGGAUAUUGUUGUGUUUAAUAAUUUGCUUGGUGGGUAUGCUCAAGCUGGGAAAAUGGGGGAUGCUUAUGAUCUUUUGAAAGAGAUGACAAGAAGGGGAUGCGAGCCGAAUGCAGCGUCGUAUACUGUUUUGAUCCAGUCGUUAUGUAAACAUGAAAAAUUGGAGGAGGCCAUGCGGAUGUUUGUUGAAAUGCAGAGAAAUGGUUGUGGGAUGGAUGUUAUAACAUAUACGACAUUGAUAAGCAGGUUUUGCAAGUGGGGGAAAAUCAAAAGGGGUUAUGAGCUUUUGGAUCAGAUGAUACAAGAAGGGCAUGCGCCGAAUCAGCUGACUUAUUUGCAUAUCAUGGUGGCUCAUGAAAAGAAGGAAGAAUUGGAAGAGUGUAUGGAGCUUGUGUCUGAGAUGCAGAAGAUUGGUUGUGUUCCUGAUCUUAACAUCUAUAAUACAGUCAUUAGGUUGGCUUGUAAGUUGGGAGAGGUCAAGCAAGGUGUUCGGCUUUGGAAUGAAAUGGAAGCGAGUGGACUCAGUCCGGGUAUCGACACCUUUGUCAUCAUGAUUAAUGGGUUUAUUGAGCAGGAUUAUCUAGUUGAAGCUUGUGAGUAUUUCAAAGAAAUGAUUGGGAGAGGGCUUUUUGCUGCUCCUCAAUAUGGUACUUUGAAGGAGUUGAUGAAUUCUCUUUUAAGAGCCGAGAAGCUUGAAAUGGCUAAAGAUACUUGGAAUUGUCUCACUAGUUCUAAAGUUUGUGAGAUGAAUGUGAGUGCAUGGACAAUUUGGAUUCAUGCACUGUUUUCAAAAGGACAUGUGAAGGAGGCUUGUUCAUUUUGUAUAGACAUGAUGGAUAACGAUUUAAUGCCACAGCCAGAUACUUUUGCAAAGCUUAUGGGUGGUCUGAAGAAAUUGUAUAACCGAGAAUUCGCAGUUGAAAUCACUGAGAAGGUAAGGAAAAUGGCUGCUGAUAGACAUAUCACUUUCAAGAUGUACAAACGGAGAGGUGAGAGGGAUUUGAAAGAAAAGGUAAAGGAGAAAAAAGACGGAAGGAAGAGGAGGGCUAGACAGCGCCGUUGGGGUGGAGGCCAACAAAAAGCAUUAUAA